ACGACGAGAAGGAAAAAAUGUCGAAGGUGGUGGUUUCCUCCAUAAUCACCGCCUUCGUCUUUCUCGUUGUACUAUUCACCCAAUUAUUCAUCAAAUUGAAUCACAAAGACGGAUAUUACACACCUAAUGGCUUGAGCAGGCGAUUAGGACUCAAAUCUCGUGACCCAAUUUUUGAUCCUCUUGUUGCUGAAUUGGAGCAAAAGACUAAGGGAAAAUCAAAUGAUAAUUCGAGUAGGAGAUCGCGUAAGAAGGAGGAUGAAAAGUAUUUUGAUAAUGAUGGGAGAUUGAAAACUAGUUUGAGAUUGAUGGUUUUGUUUCCUAUUUUGGACGUUGCACCUAAAGAUGGAUUUAUUGAGUAUAAAGAGCUUGAAAUUUGGAAUACACAACAAGCUAUUGAUCGAUUGCAUUAUAGGACUUGGAGAGAAAUGGAGUUUAGAGAUAAGGAUGGAGAUGGAGCUAUUUCUUUCUUUGAAUAUCUCCCUCAAUUUACCAAUGAAGACUUAGAGAAAAAUGAGACAAGCCAUGGAGAUGCAGGAUGGUGGAUGGCACAAUUCAGAAAUGCUGAUGCUGAUCAAAGUGGAACUCUAAACUUAUAUGAAUUUAGAGAUUUUAUGCACCCUGAAGAUAGCAGGAACGAACAAAUACAAAGGUGGUUGUUGAGAGAAAAAAUAAGGCAAAUGGACGUAAACAAGGAUAAUAUGCUAAAUCGAUUGGAAUUUAGUAACGGUGCUUACAAUAUUUAUAAGACUUACCUUGAAUAUGAAUCUCAAGGAACCAAUAUUCCAACACCAUUUCAAGCAUUCGCCAACCUUGACUAUGAUGGUGACGAAUUUCUGAGAGUGGAAGAAUUGAAACCAAUUCUGCAAUAUUUAUGCCCCGGAGAACUCUCCUACGCUAAAGUGUACACAACUUAUUUGAUUCGAGAGGCUGAUGAUGACAAAGAUGGUAAAUUGACAUUGGAUGAGAUAUUGAAUCAUGAAAGUAUUUUCUAUAGUACUGUUUAUGAUAACGGUAGAAAUGAAGAUAUUUUCCACGAAGAACUAUGAUUUAUG
Messenger RNA from Solanum verrucosum, 1052 nucleotides. RefSeq lists its product as uncharacterized. The transcript is spliced from 6 exons. Gene Ontology annotation, molecular function: calcium ion binding. NCBI's taxonomy places the organism in Eukaryota, Viridiplantae, Streptophyta, Magnoliopsida, Solanales, Solanaceae. Gene Ontology annotation, cellular component: endoplasmic reticulum. The coding region runs from base 18 to 1046 and encodes 342 amino acids. The record is from RefSeq and is a predicted model, not a curated record.